UCAACAUGGCGGCCUUGUAGUCGGAGGAAUACUGAGAGGUGAGUUUCCAUGUUCCCGGCCGAAUGACGUGAAUCCCGUGCACUCGUGCUAGGCGACGAGUGGAAAGUCGACGAACCGGUGGGAAGAGUCCCUCAGGGUAUCAGAGAUGACAUCCCAAAGCUCGCUGACAUCAAAGUACACCACCGGCGCGGAGUACAGUCUGACUUCGGAUAAAUGUCCGGUGGUUUUGGAACUUGGGAGAGCGUACACAAAAUGCGGUUUCGCCAGAGAACCCAGUCCGAGAGCGAUUAUCCCGUCAAAAGUGGACAACCAUGAGAUCUACUCGUACAGCCACUCAAGCGAGUUGCCCCAUUUGCUGCAAGAUUUUCUUUACGCUAUUUAUUACAAACAUUUAUGCACCAACCCCAAAGAUCGUCGCCUGGUGGUGGUCGAGUCCCUCAUGGUUCCGCUCGAAUUCAAAGACACUCUCGCAACGGUCCUCUACGAACACUUCGAGGUGCCGGCGAUCGUGUUCGUUCCCUCCCACCUCUGCACCCUCUACACGCUGCGAUUGAACACCGCGCUCGUGGUGGACGUCGGAUUCAAGUGGACAUCCGUACUGCCCGUCAUCGAGGGAGUAUGCAACCUCGCAGCCUACAAGGAUAUACCACUCGGCUCGAAUGAAAUCCACAGAAGACUAGAGAAAUUCCUGUUGAAAUUCGGGAGCGUUCGAUGCCCAGACGGGCAGACCCGGUUCUUAGGAGAAGUGAAUCCGGAAAUACUUUCCAAUGAAGAUAUCGUGGAAGACAUCAAAGUUCGAACAUGUUUCGUUACACCCCGGGAACGCCAUCUCCAAGCGCAAGGGUUCGAAGAAGCCUUCUGCGAAGGACGUCAGCUCGAGCUUCCAACUCCAUCGAACGUUCAAUACCCACUCGAAGGCGACAAGGUGUUGGAAAUCCCCGGCACCCUGCGGGAGUAUGCUCCCGAAUGCCUAUUCGAAAUCGAUAACGAGAUGGAAUCUGUAGCUACACAAGUAAUUGAUGCGUUGCUGUUGUGUAAUCGCGACUCGCGGAAAGUACUCGCUGAAAACAUCGUGAUUGUCGGAGGCACAGCCAUGAUUCCCGGCUUCAGGAGACGCCUCAAGGAAGAACUCAUGGCCCUGCUUGAGCUACCUCAGUAUAAGAAGCACCUGUACAUAGACAAGUUCAUGUUCCAUUCAACUCCCUGCUGUUCGAACAUCGCUUCGUGGCUGGGAGGGUCAUUAUACGGCUCAACCGAUUACGUCGGUUCUCAAGCAUUCACGAAGGAGCAGUUCCUGGAGAAUAAGAAGCACAUACCCGACUGGAUGGAUCAGAAAUGGAAGAAGGACUCGGUCCCCGGACUUUAAUUCGACCGCUUUUCAAUAUGGAGCUAUGGAGAGAGAAAACCGGCCGAUCCGCUUGUUUUUUAUUUAUUUAUCUAAUAAAGCCUGUUGACUCGGAAGGA
Galendromus occidentalis (western predatory mite) is the source of this 1464-nucleotide messenger RNA. It is a transcript of the gene Arp10, whose product is annotated as Actin-related protein 10. Bases 146 to 1366 code for a protein of 406 amino acids. The transcript has a single exon. NCBI's taxonomy places the organism in Eukaryota, Metazoa, Arthropoda, Arachnida, Mesostigmata, Phytoseiidae. The record is from RefSeq and is a predicted model, not a curated record.